GGAGCAGGAGCAGGAGCAGGAGCAGGAGGAGGAGAGGAGGAGGGGAGAGGUCCGCAGUCGGCGGCGUCCGGAGGGGUGCGGGGGCUCCCGGGGAGCCGGUCCCCCCGAGGCCGGGGCUCCUGCCGCCGGGGGUCCCGGGGGUCCCGGCGCGUCGGCGGCCCCCGAUGUGAGGGUCCCCCGGGGGGGGGUGCGGGCCCCCCGGCCCCGGCCCGGGGAGCAGGGAUGGGGCCCGGCCCCGCCGCCCGCCUCCCGGCCCUCGGCCGCUCCCUGGGGCUCUGCCUGGCGCUGGCCCUCUGCUCCCGCGGCCACCGGGACCCCCAAGCCGCCGGACACGCCCUGUUCACGGAGACGCCCCACGACGUGACGGCCCUAGCCGGGGAGGACGUGGAGAUGUCCUGUUCCUUCCGGGGAAGCAGCUCGCCCUCCUACGCCCUGGAGAUCCAGUGGUGGUACGUCCGCAACCACGGGGACUGGGCCGACAAGCGGGCCUGGGCCGCCGAUCGUCAGCUCAGAGCGUCUCAGCACGAGGAGACCGGCAAGGAGGCCAACAAAAUCAGCGUGGUGAAGGUGUCCGGCGGGAACAUCUCGCACAAGCUGCGGCUGUCGCGGGUGAAGGGGUCGGACGAGGGCACCUACGAAUGUCGGGUCAUCGACUUCAGCGCCAGCCCCGCGCGCCCGCACAAGGUCAAGGCCUACCUCAGGGUGCGGACCCCCGGGCCGGGAGACCCCCCCCCCGCCUCCCACCUGCAGGACACCCGGCCGCCGGGCGGGGGGGGCCCCCGGCGGCGCCCGCCCCCCGAGCCCGCCGAGGAGCCGGAGAGACGCUCCGUCGACGGGGCCGACGGGGCCUGCUCCCCGUAGGCCGGGGGGGGGGUCUCCGGGCCGACCCCCUCCCCCG
Messenger RNA from Ornithorhynchus anatinus (platypus), 898 nucleotides. RefSeq names its product V-set and transmembrane domain containing 2 like (gene VSTM2L). The coding region runs from base 223 to 861 and encodes 212 amino acids. The transcript has 4 exons. The record is from RefSeq and is a predicted model, not a curated record. Lineage: Eukaryota; Metazoa; Chordata; Mammalia; Monotremata; Ornithorhynchidae.